Messenger RNA from Beta vulgaris subsp. vulgaris (sugar beet), 1984 nucleotides. RefSeq lists its product as uncharacterized. Gene Ontology annotation, biological process: transport. Gene Ontology annotation, molecular function: transporter activity. Lineage: Eukaryota; Viridiplantae; Streptophyta; Magnoliopsida; Caryophyllales; Amaranthaceae. The coding region runs from base 265 to 1521 and encodes 418 amino acids. The transcript has 8 exons. The record is from RefSeq and is a predicted model, not a curated record.
UUAUUGUAAUGUUUUUCAAGGCUGGCAAACUCAUCCCUUUCCUCUACGCAAUAUCUUUCUUUCUCUCUCCUAAAUCUUCUGUGUUUCGUUGUUCUGCAGAAGCCGCCAUUUUUGCUUUUGCUUAUUCUUACUUCGUGUUUGAGAUCUACUCUCUCUCAUUUUAGAUUUGUGAACUUGCGCGGCAAUGCGAAAGGUGGAUGUAUUGAGUAGAAUAAGUUGAGAUUUCGGUUUUCAGUGGAUGAAUUUUUGCUGGAGAAGAUAAAAAUGGUUCUUUUAUACUAUGUCAUUAUUGCACUGCCGUGCACAGUUGGAGCAAUUGCUCUGGCGAUUUUUCACAUAUACCGGCAUCUCGUAAAUUACACGGAACCUACAUUCCAGAGAUAUAUAGUUCGUAUCAUCUUCAUGGUUCCGGUCUACGCGCUGAUGUCUUUCUUAGCCUUGGUCAUGCGUGAUAGAGCGAUAUAUUUUAAUUCUCUAAGAGAAAUAUAUGAAGCUUGGGUUAUAUAUAAUUUUUUAUCCCUCUGCUUGGCAUGGGUGGGUGGACCUGGGGCCGUUGUGCUAAGUUUGAGUGGACGAGUUUUGAAGCCUUCAUUGUGUCUGAUGACAUGUUGCUUUCCUCCUAUACCGCUGGAUGGGCGUUUCAUUCGGAGGUGUAAGCAAGGUGGUCUGCAGUUUGUCAUUUUGAAACCCAUUUUGGUGGCUGUUACAUUUAUACUCUAUGCAAAGGGAAAGUAUGCAGAUGGGGACUUCAGUGCUAAUCAAUCAUAUCUCUACCUCACCAUUAUAUAUACCAUCUCAUAUUCUGUUGCUCUCUAUGCAUUGGCCUUGUUUUAUUUGGCAUGCCGAGAUCUUCUUCAGCCUUUCAAUCCUGUUCCUAAAUUUGUCUUGAUAAAGUCCGUUGUCUUCUUAACAUAUUGGCAGGGUGUCCUGGUUUUUCUUGCUGCCAAGUCUGAAUUCAUAAAAAAUUCGGAGGAUGCUGCCGACUUUCAAAAUUUUAUUAUUUGUGUUGAGAUGCUCAUGGCUGCCAUUGGUCAUUUUUAUGCUUUCCCUUACAAGGAGUAUGCUGGUGCAAAUAUCGGAGUCUCUCGUGGUUUGACAAGCAGCCUUGCACAUGCAUUGAAAUUGAAUGACUUCUAUCAUGAUACAGUUCAUCAGUUUGCCCCAACUUAUCAUGAGUAUGUACUCUACAACCAUGGUGAGGGUGAAGAAGGGCCAAGGAAGUACAGGUCACGUACUUUUGUGCCUACUGGACAGGAGAUGGAUGCUGUAAGAAGAAAUAAACACUUGUAUGGGAACAAGCUGGAUGAUAUUCAACUCUCUAGCCAGUCAUCUUCUGCCGUGAGCAGUCCCGAGAAUCCUGUGGUUGGACAGAAUACAACAAAUUCAGAGAAGAUGAAUACUUCUCUUCUUGUUGAUACCUCAAAUUCUUUGUCGGUCUCAUAUGAUAUGACACUUAUUGAUCUAGACCUUCCCAGUUACCCUUCAAAUGUUCCUGCAGUUAGUGAGACGACAAAAACAUGACAAGUCUGAAACUGCCUGCUGGUAGCUAGCCAGAUAUUGUCGCACGUUGUAAGCGCCUUUGUUUUGAGAUCAAAACCAUCAAUGACAAAAUAGUGUGAAUAUAUAUUACCUGAAAAGCUUGCAUGGUCUUUGAUUCAAAAGGUAGGAUUUGAGUUGCAAUGUACCUGACUACCUUCUGCUGCCAUGGUUUCAUGGUCUUCGAGCUUUGUAAGUGAGUUAGGCUAGAUAUCUACACCUUGUGAAAAGAGUGCAAUGGUCUUACUUUUCUUCUGGCAUCCCUUAGUAUAGGGAAAUAGGUAAAAAUUUGAUCCCUAUUAGAUAUCUUAAUUGUUUGUUGUUUAUGAAAUUUCGUAGUACGGCCAAGCUAUUCUUCGACGAUGAUCCCUUGGUGUUUGUUGGAUCAGUGCGUAAGAUCUAGCUCUCUUCCCUCCCUCUUAAUAGAUAGAUUUGCACGGUUUUAUCA